AUGACCAUCAACGUCAACAUCAAAUCAUCAAGCGACAAGAAGUUUGUCAUUGCUAUCGAUACCGACAAAACUGUACUGGAUCUCAAGAAUGCCAUUGCUGAACAAACCGAGGUUCCUGCAGAAAGACAACGCCUCAUCUAUUCUGGUCGUGUAUUGAAGGACCCUGAUACCUUGGCCGACUGUAAGGUGGCUGAUGGUAAUACAAUUCAUAUGGUCAAGGGUGGAGGACCUAAAGCUGCUGCUCCAGCUGCUUCUGGCAAUGCUGCUGCCUCUGCUACUGCUCCCACUGGUGCUACUUCUGCCACAGCAAAUCCUGCAACACCAACAAAUAACUCACAAACAACACAAGCACCCAACGCUAAUCCAUUUGGCGGAUUUGCCGGUAUGCCAGCCGACUCACAAAGCAACCCUUUCAACAUGUUUGGCUCUGGUUUCGGAGCAGGUGCUAUGGGCAAUAGCUUUGGAGCCAUGGAUCCCAAUAUGACCAACCAAAUGUUACAGAACCCCAUGUUUGCUCAAUACAUGUCCAAUGUUCUUCAAAAUCCUGCUGUUCUCGAUUCCAUCAUUCAGACCAAUCCCCAAUUAUCCGGUAUGGGCCCAGAGAUCCGUAAUAUGAUGCAAUCACCAGAAUUCAGACAAAUGUUAUCCAACCCUGAUAUGAUUCGUCAAAUGGCAACCAUGGCAUCUGCUAUGCAAGGUGUUAAUGGUGGCGCUCCUGGUUUUGGAGCUGGUGCUGCUAAUCCAUUUGCUGCCAUGAUGUCCCCUCCUGCCGCUGGUUCUCCAAAUACAAACGAUCAGCAAUCACAGCAACAACAACAAAACCCUUUUGCUGGAUUUGGCAAUGUGCCUCCUGUGGAUCCUCAGUUACAGCAACGUAUGGCAGCACUUUUCGGAAAUCCUACCUCUCCAUCUCCUGCUGAUACGCGCUCACCCGAAGAAAGAUUUCAAGUUCAAUUACAACAAUUAAAUGAAAUGGGAUUCUGGGAUGCUGCAAAGAAUAUUAGAGCUUUGACAGCAACUGGCGGUAACGUCAAUGCUGCUAUCGAGAUGCUUUUCAGUGGAAACAUCUAA
Mucor velutinosus is the source of this 1071-nucleotide messenger RNA. RefSeq lists its product as uncharacterized. Gene Ontology annotation, molecular function: polyubiquitin modification-dependent protein binding. The transcript has 2 exons. Gene Ontology annotation, biological process: ubiquitin-dependent protein catabolic process. The record is from RefSeq and is a predicted model, not a curated record. Gene Ontology annotation, cellular component: cytosol. Lineage: Eukaryota; Fungi; Mucoromycota; Mucoromycetes; Mucorales; Mucoraceae. The coding region runs from base 1 to 1071 and encodes 356 amino acids.